Monopterus albus (swamp eel) is the source of this 1441-nucleotide messenger RNA. Its product is annotated as receptor activity-modifying protein 1. The record is from RefSeq and is a predicted model, not a curated record. Gene Ontology annotation, cellular component: cell surface; signaling receptor complex; membrane. The transcript is spliced from 5 exons. Lineage: Eukaryota; Metazoa; Chordata; Actinopteri; Synbranchiformes; Synbranchidae. Gene Ontology annotation, biological process: intracellular protein transport; calcium ion transport; receptor internalization. Bases 482 to 922 code for a protein of 146 amino acids. Gene Ontology annotation, molecular function: coreceptor activity.
CAUGUCUCCACUUUUUGCUGAGUGCAUGCUGGGAUAGCAGAAUAUAGUCCAUAUCGCUAACACUGAAUAGGAGGAACAUUCACCAAAAACAGACAUUGAUGUUAAAUAUGUGAGACAUCACCAUGCAGGCCUGUUGACAGUGAGGUCUCUUAGUUCAAAUGUCUCUGGGGGAUUGUGUAUGGAACAUAUCACUGGGCAGCAUGGGAACAGCCAGACUCAGUCUGGGAAAGGAAGCAGGCUGUCCAUUACUGUUGCCCAAUCUAAUUACUGUAGCUCUAACUUGCAUUGAUAACAAACUGGAUCAGAGCAGCACAGAAGCGUUUUGUGACCAUACAGUUGUGCAUCUGUUAGCUGACUGGUACAUUAAGGAUUUGCAGCGUCUCUGUCACUGGUUCUAUUCAAGAUAAAUUUUACCCGGGGUCUACAAGGGGCAAACAUAAAAGCUGAGUUCAGACAGUCGUCUAUAGUCACACAUUGUUCUAUGGCUUUUCCUGUUCCUGCGAUGGCGCUGACUGCUUACUUGCUGGCACUUAUCUUCUUCUGCACCGGAAUGGCUGAAAAAUCUGUUGUUCCACCAUGUGACCAGCACAUGUUUGAUAGCAAAGUCAACCACUGUCUGUCUGAGUUCAACCUGAGCAUGGAGGCUAGUGACUAUCAGGACAGGUGUCCGUGGCCUGGAGUGAAAAGCACCUACAAUCAACUGAUGUUCUGCGUGGACAAGUGGGCCAAAGUGGGUUGGUGUAAGGGUUAUGGGUUUCUGGUCGACAAAGUUUUCUUGGAGGUUCAUCAAACAUAUUUCUCACUCUGUGGACGGGUCCAUGACCCCCCAUUCACCACUCUUAUUAUGUUAAUAGCACCUGCUAUCAUUGUCACAUUCUUAAUGCCCCUUCUGUGUGUUAGGCUUACCACCUGGAACACGUAGAUGCCCAGCACUUUAGGUCUCUGAUGUAACGAGCUGACAAAGAAAGACUAGUAAUUUUUAACCUGGGUCUCAGCCCGUUCAGACACGUGCUAGCUCUGGUAAAGAGACUGAGGUAAAUCAACCGUAUGUCAUGUUAAUACCAAGAAACAGUUUUAAAUAAACACUUUACGGAGACAUUUUAAGUCUACUUAACAUAAUAACUCAUACAGUUAUGUUUACAUCUACAGAUGUCAGGUAAACACAGAUGUCAGUGGUCAAGUAAAUGCAAUACCACAGUGUAAAAUACUCUACAAGUACAAGUCCUGCAUUCAGUAUGUAAAAGUACAAAAGCAUUAGCCACAAAAUAUACUUGAAAUACCAAAAGUAAAAGUAUUCAUACAAAAUUUAAUAUUGCAUCUGGUAAAAGUAAACCUAUAUUAAAACCUUACUGUAUAUGCUUAUAAUCCUAAUUACUGCCAGGAUCAGUAAAGUCUUACUGUAUGAUUGUACUGUAUUUUGCUUUAUUCAUCUGAUUCUGAA